GUGUUUGAUUGAAUCGGAAGGACAUUGUUGGUUACAGAUUAACUAAAAAGCAAGGGCAACUUUCAUGUCUGAAUUCGACAUAAAAAUCCCAACUGGUUUUGAUCCUUUUGCUGAUGCAAAUGCUGAGGAUUCAGGUGCUGGGGCAAAAGAGUAUGUUCAUGUGCGCAUACAGCAGCGUAAUGGAAGGAAAAGCCUAACGACUGUUCAAGGAUUGAAGAAAGAGUACAGCUAUAGCAAGAUACUCAAGGACCUCAAGAAAGAGUUUUGCUGUAAUGGUACUGUCGUCCAGGACCCUGAGUUGGGACAGGUCAUACAACUUCAGGGAGAUCAAAGGAAGAAUGUUUCCACUUUCCUUGUGCAGGCUGGCAUUGUGAAGAAGGAGCAUAUCAAGAUUCAUGGUUUCUAAGGCCUAAGCAGCCGUGGAUAAUUCAGUUGGAUGUUCCAUAGGUAGCGUUGGGCUAUAAUUAAUUAGCCGUAGUACAUAUAUAUGUGGUUUGAGCUCAAGCAGCAGCCAAUUACCAUUAAGUUUUUGUUUUAUGUAAUUUGUGUUUUACUUAUCUACGUGGCAUGGGUUUUAUGUAUUGUGGCAAGACAGUCACCUGGAAUAAAUUAGCCAUUUUCCCUUCA
This is a messenger RNA of Neltuma alba, 627 nucleotides long. Its product is annotated as protein translation factor SUI1 homolog 2. NCBI's taxonomy places the organism in Eukaryota, Viridiplantae, Streptophyta, Magnoliopsida, Fabales, Fabaceae. Gene Ontology annotation, biological process: translational initiation. Gene Ontology annotation, molecular function: translation initiation factor activity. The transcript is spliced from 4 exons. The record is from RefSeq and is a predicted model, not a curated record. Bases 65 to 406 code for a protein of 113 amino acids.